Molecule: messenger RNA, 1773 nt
Organism: Lasiosphaeria miniovina
Lineage: Eukaryota; Fungi; Ascomycota; Sordariomycetes; Sordariales; Lasiosphaeriaceae
Exons: 3
Coding region: 1-1773 (590 amino acids)
Cellular component (GO): nucleus
Source: RefSeq, a predicted model, not a curated record
AUGGGCGCGCGCCACCCAGAUCCUGCGCCGCCGUACAAUCUCAGGGCAGAGACCAUUGUGACCGACCUGACGACCGAGCUUCCGCCAUGGAUUCUCUCGUGCUACGGUCCCGGCAGAGACGCGCCCGAGCAGCUUUUCGGAGGCUAUCCGCUCGAACAGAGUUUUGAAGAGAUCAGGUUACACUAUACACAGGCUGCAAUGUCGGGAAACCCCCAGACUGCCUUGAACGAGAUCGAAGGUCUCUACCAAAAUGCCCGGCAGCAGAUACAGCACACGACUAGCAAUGUUGGCGCAGCAAUACAAUUUGUGAUGGACGGCGCCAACAAACAUCCCAACAGAAUUGACAUAUGUCGGCAGGGGACACAGGUCGGAGCGGCAACCGGAGAGUUUGGGAAGGACAAGCCGAGAGCCGCCGGCGCGUUUGGCGCGCCCGCAAAUUCUUUUCAGAAUGCGGCCCCGACUUCGAAUGUGUUUGGUGCCCCCACGGGCCCUGCGGCUGGUGGCGGCGGGUUCGGACAGCCUGCGGUGAUGGGUUCGAAGCCCAACCCGUUUGGCGCCCCGGCUUUUGGCCAGCCCGCUCAACCGCCAGCACAGUCAGCAUUUGGGCAGCCAGCUCAACCAGCACAAUCAGCAUUUGGGCAACCAGUUCCACUUGGUGGAACAUCGGCAUUUGGGCAACCUGCUCAGGUGACAUCAGCCUUUGGACAGACUCCUGCAUUAGGGGUUAAACCCAAUCCGUUUGGAGCGCCAGCGUUUGGGCAGCCAGCGCAACCGGCAGCCGGGUCGACGUUUGGUCAACCAUCAGGGACGGCAUUUGGGCAGGCGAGCCUCCCGGGACAAGCCAGUGGUGGUUCGGCUUUUGGGCAGCCUGCGUUCGGACAAGCGGCACAACCCAGCAGCGCCUUCCGGCAACCUGCACAGAUCGGCGUGAAGGCGAACCCAUUCGGAGCUCCCGCAGCAGGUGCCUUCGGCAAUACACCCCCAGCGGCGGCAAGCAAUGUAUUUGGGCAGCCGGCCCAGCAAGCAGCAACUCCCUUCGGACAGCCAGCGCAGCCGACGCCGGCUUCAAACCCUUUCGGACAGCCUGCCGCACCGAACAACACACCUGCAAGCAACCCCUUCGGGCAACCAGCAGCAGCACCCACGAAUAAUCCGUUCGGACAACCAACCCUCCCGUCGGCGAGCCCCUUUGGAGCGGUAGCAAAUGGUACGCCCAACGCAGGCGCGUUCGGCCAGCCGGCUGCUAUCACAUCGGUGUUUGGCGCCCAGGGGGCCCAAGCCUCUGCGGCACAACCGGCUGCCAAUGCCUUUGGGCAGCCAGCGGCGCCAGCGCCUGACGCAUCAGCAUUCGGCGGCGGCGGGUUCUCGUCUGGAGCAGCUCCGGCGACGUCCGCCCCCAAAGCGGCGCAGGGUCAGGGUCCCUACGCCGCGGGCGCGACACGCCAGCAUCCGGACGUCAACUCGUACAGCUCCAAGGGCCCAGACGGGCGGCUGCGCAUGUUCAAGGGCAAGUCGGUGACAUACCAGGCGCUGCGAGGCGGUGACAAGCCUGUGCCUGUGCUACGCAACUUCAACGGCACCGUCACCAAGGUCUGGUUUCCUGACGGCGCCCCGAACUACACAACCGAGACAGAGGCCGUGAACCCCGAGGCCACCUACCGGGAUCCGGUAGUGCAGCAGCAGUGGAAGGGGUUCCUGGAGACCGGCAAGUUCGAGGCGGGUCUUAUGCCCGAGGUCCCGCCUAGCAGGGAGUAUUGCACUUGGGACUUUUAG